UUUGGAUUGAUUUGGCGUUGCGAAAUUAAAUCUCAAAAUUAGUAAUCAUGGCACAAAGGACACCUCAUCGUAAUUCCAUGGACACAAUUCUUACAUUCGACAAUAGAGACAAUCAAAGCGAGUGGUCGGUGGAAUGGUCGACAUCGAACGUGCCGGGCAUGGACAUGGCGGCAGGCACGGCGCCGCGGCGCGACCGCGGGCGGCGGCGCCUGCGGCUCAGCGCGCUUGCGCUCUCCUCCUGCCUCACCAUGCACUGUCGGGUCGUAGGACCCGCGCUCACCACCGGCCUCUUGUACUACCUGUUCUUGGUUGCGGCGGUCGUGGUCCUAGCCAACCCGCUGCGGCACUUUGAGGUGUAUCUCGGCCAGUGGAGCAUCAGCGGCCCGGGGCGCGCCUUCCGCGUUAUUCCUAUGCUUGAUGGUAUUGGCCUGGCAAUGUGCAUCACCUCUAUUGUACGUGCAAUCAACUAUUGUACCAUGGCUGCAAUAACCAUGCUUUACGUGGUUCACUCUAUGUCAGAUUCCAAACUUCCCUUCACUUAUUGCAGAAAUUGGGACUUACAACCGUACAAACCAACGAUAGAAAAUACUUCAGUCUACGCACUUUCGGGGAGGCGGUUUAUGGAGUGCAAUGAGAACAGUAAAAUAUGCAGAUACACAACCGUGGGGUUGCGCUUUCGUGCCUGGCGUGGCGGAGGAAGCUCACAAGGAAUGAAGUUCGAAUUACUAAAAUGCAACGAGACAUAUCCUGGACCAUAUCCUUUUUUUUAUAGUCCUCCUCCUUACAACUACUUUUACUUGGAACUAGUUCGGAUGCCACUGACUUAUCACUUUGGUGCCUUCAACAUACCGUUGCUUAUAUGCCUGGGCUGUAUUUGGGUGUUAAUGUGGUUUCUUAUGAUUGCCGAACGCGUGAGGCAUCGUAGGUUAGUGUGGAAUAACUUGUAUCCCUGGAUUGUGGUAGUGCCGUGGAUCUGGGUGGUGUGUCUAGCCGUGGUCGCCUCAAUGACCGUGUCGGCACCGAAGAGAGUUAUAAAGCAAAUUUUUAAACUCGGCAAAAUUGAUAUAUUCUCGGGUCUGACAGACGCCUUUGUAGUAUCACUCUAUAUUCACUCCGCUGGCACGGGCACGGAAAUCAUUCAUGGCAAAGGGCUAAACCACUAUGCGUCGGGUCACAUCGACCCGCUUCUGAACGCUGACAACGUGUGGCACUCGGGGAUCGUGCUGGCGUUGGCGGUGCUGCACGCCGCCGCGGCCACCGUCUGCGCGGUCGGCGACGUGUCACACCUCGACGUGGCCAACGUUUACGAUACACGCGAGAGUGUUAUGUGGGUGAUACCCAUGUAUUCGAAAUGUACUGCGCAGGGUAACUAUUCCCAUACAAUGUCUACCAUAAUUUUUGGUGGUUUAACUUUUUCGUAUAUAGUGGUGGCCUAUACGUUAAUCAAGACGGCAUUACACACUAUCUUUGAAUAUAAAGUAAAAUUAGUGUUCGUCGAGCAACAGGUGGUGUUGGCUAUGAUCUGUUCUUGCUUCCUUCUUAGCCUGCCGUAUGCCACUUUCGGCGGUCUAGCGCUAUUGGAGAGUGUGGACUCUCUGAUGACGGGAGUGGCGUUGCCGUCCGUGUGCCUGGUCGAGUUGGCGGCGCUCGUGUACCUGUACCGCAGCCCCGACUUUCGCUCCGACCUCAAUAUCGCCACCGAGGAGAACACCUGCAACUCUCGUAUUAGCACCUCGUGGACGUUUAUACCAUUUGUAGUGCUUGUGGUGUUAAUAGGCCAAAUUAUUUCGGUGAGUCAGACGGAGCUGCCGUCGCUCGCUAUGUACACAGCGCUGGCGCCGCUGCUGGCCGCGGCGCUGGCCGUGCCGCUGCGCGCGCUACACAACGCCAUCGUGUUCAUGCACCCUGCACCGCGCCGCGGCGUCUGA
Cydia amplana is the source of this 1928-nucleotide messenger RNA. RefSeq names its product sodium- and chloride-dependent neutral and basic amino acid transporter B(0+)-like. The transcript has 16 exons. NCBI's taxonomy places the organism in Eukaryota, Metazoa, Arthropoda, Insecta, Lepidoptera, Tortricidae. Gene Ontology annotation, cellular component: plasma membrane. Gene Ontology annotation, molecular function: L-amino acid transmembrane transporter activity. The record is from RefSeq and is a predicted model, not a curated record. Gene Ontology annotation, biological process: sodium ion transmembrane transport. The coding region runs from base 48 to 1928 and encodes 626 amino acids.